Molecule: messenger RNA, 3736 nt
Organism: Humulus lupulus (European hop)
Lineage: Eukaryota; Viridiplantae; Streptophyta; Magnoliopsida; Rosales; Cannabaceae
Product: respiratory burst oxidase homolog protein E
Exons: 13
Coding region: 533-3436 (967 amino acids)
Cellular component (GO): plasma membrane
Molecular function (GO): calcium ion binding; peroxidase activity; NAD(P)H oxidase H2O2-forming activity
Source: RefSeq, a predicted model, not a curated record
CAAUUUACAAAAAUGUUUGAGAGUUGAAUUCAAUAUAUACCCCACACAUUUAUAUUUAUCAAAUAUAUUCUUUAUUCAUUUUUUUAUGAAAUUUCUUUUUAUAUACUUUCACAUAUAUAUAUAUUUUAAAAUUCAAAUUAGGUACUCUUAAUAUUAAAAUUAGAGGCAUUUUUCAUUCCAUGAGCAAAACUCCACCUACUCAACAAGAGAGAGAAGCACGACUUAGCGAGAAAGCGUUGAAAUUGUGUGUUGCGAUCGGUUGAGAAGUGUUUGUCUUGUUUUUUUAAAAAAUCAAAAAUAAAAAUAAAAAAAAUUCAGAAGGCCACUUAAGCUCAAACGUGUGAGCCUAGCCUCUGUUUUCUGCUUCCCCUAGCAUUUUAGACAAGAGGGAAGAAGAUAUCAGAAAAAGAAAAAAAAAAUUCUUCACUCGACCAGACCAAUUAUCAAUCUCUCUAGAUAUAUACACUCGAUGUAUAUGUAUGUGUGUAUUUAUAUUUAUGUUUGGAAUAAUUAGAGUGAAAAUAAGAGAAUUAUGAAAUCACCUUCGUUUGGGAGAAGCAGUAGUUCGAAAUUGUCGAGUUACAGCCGUGGGUUUGACCUCCCGGACGAUUUAGAGCCAGAGUUUGAUCAAGAAGUUGACAGCUAUGAAGUCGGCGGAGCAAUGUUGUCGGUGUUCCUCAACGACCUCCGUCAAAGCAAUCAGCAAGACCUUGUGGAAGUCACCUUAGAGUUAAACGACGAUGAUUCCAUUGUCGUUUGUAGCGUUGCGCCCACGAUAGCUGGGACCCCGACCAGGCCUCCCGCCGCUGAUGAGGUCUCAGUCUCUGCGGCCAGUGCCGGUGGAAGUAAAAUUGUUAGGAGUCUCUCGAACGCGUCGAGAAGUAUUCGCCGGAAAUUUCCGUGGCUGAGGUCGACGGCGGCGUCGUCGACCGCGUCGGACGCGGAGGAUCAGGCACAGGCAGCGGUGGCCCCCAUUUCAGCUCGUGACGCUCGGAAAAUCAAAGCGAAGCUUCAACGGACGAGAUCGACUGCUCAAAGAGCUCUGAACGGUCUCAGAUUUAUUAACAAGAGUACUACAGGUGCUAAGAACGCCGAUGAGUUGUGGAGGCGAGUUGAGUCCAAGUUCAAAUCGCUCUCCAAGGACGGAUUACUUUCUAGAGAAGACUUCGGUGAAUGCAUAGGAAUGCUGGACUCGAAGGAGUUUGCAGUAGGAAUAUUUGAUACAUUGGUGAGAAGAAAACGACAGAAGAUUGAUAAGAUAAACAAGGAAGAGCUUCACGAUUUCUGGUUACAGAUUUCGGACCAGAGCUUUGACGCGCGACUUCAAAUUUUCUUUGAAAUGGCGGAUAGCAACGAAGAUGGACGAAUCACAAGAAAGGAAGUGCAGGAGCUCAUAAUGCUAAGUGCUUCCGCAAACAAGCUUAGCCAGCUAAAAGAACGAGCUGAAGAAUACGCUUCGCUAAUAAUGGAAGAACUUGACCCUGAAAACCUUGGAUAUAUUGAGUUAUGGCAGCUGGAAGAACUGCUAUUGCAAAGGGACACUUACAUGAACUACAGCAGGUCACUGAGCAUAGCGAGUGUGGGCUGGAGCCAGAACUUGGGCUCAACAUUUAGGCCCAAGAACCUGGUACGGCGGAUCAAUUGGGGACUUCAGUAUCUUGUGCUGAAAAAUUGGCAAAGAGGGUGGAUAGUUCUGUUUUGGUUCGCCGUAAUGACUUGCCUAUUUUCAUGGAAAUUCUACCAAUACAGCCAUAUGGCGGCGUUUCAGGUAAUGGGCCAUUGCUUGCCUAUCGCCAAAGGCGCUGCUGAGACACUUAAGCUCAACAUGGCCCUCGUUCUCCUACCCGUAUGCCGUAACACAUUGACUUGGCUUCGCUCGACUAGAGCUAGGACCUUUGUCCCCUUCGACGACAACAUCAACUUCCACAAGUUAAUUGCGUGUGGUAUAGCCGUUGGAAUCUUUGUUCAUGCCGGGAACCACUUGGCGUGCGACUUUCCAAGGCUGGUAAACUCAUCGCCGGAAAGAUUUGCCCUCAUAUCCUCCGAUUUUGAUGGCGUACAGCCGACGUACAAAGACCUUUUGACAGGUCCAGAGGGUGUGACUGGAAUCCUAAUGGUGGUGUUCAUGGUCAUUGCAUUCACGCUUGCCGCUCGUCGAUUCCGUAGAAACGUGGUGAAGCUGCCGGCGCCUUUCAACAAGUUGACAGGUUUCAAUGCGUUCUGGUACUCUCAUCACUUGUUCGCUUUCGUCUACGUUUUGCUCCUAGUCCACGGACAAUACUUGUAUUUAGCCCACGAAUGGUAUCAGAAAUCGACGUGGAUGUACAUCUCUGUUCCAUUGGUAUUGUAUAUAGCUGAGCGGAGUCUGCGAACGUGUAGAUCAGAGCAUUAUUCGGUGAAAAUAUUGAAGGUCUCGGUGCUACCAGGGCAUGUUUUUAACUUAAUUACGUCCAAGCCAGCAGGAUUCAAGUACAAAAGUGGACAGUAUAUAUUUCUACAAUGCCCAACAAUCUCUCAAUUUGAAUGGCACCCAUUUUCAAUUACCUCAGCCCCAGGAGACGACUAUUUAAGUGUUCAUAUCAGAACAGUUGGGGACUGGACACAAGAACUGAAACGGGUUGUUACUGAAGGCAAUGAUCCAUCAGCUGUGAUUGGUAGAGCUCACUUUGGUCAGCUUGGUGUUUCACAUCAGAGAUGGUAUUAUUCAAGUAACUUUACCAACAUUUUUUUUAGUUCUGCGUCUCUAGAAGUAUUAAAACAGAAAAUCAAAUGCAGCCAACCCAGAUUGUUUGUUGAUGGUCCUUAUGGGGCACCAGCACAAGACUAUCGAAAUUACGACGUCUUACUGCUGGUGGGGCUUGGGAUUGGAGCUACACCUUUUAUAAGCAUCCUUAGAGAUCUUAUAAACACUACCAGAGCAGAAGAGCUAGAUUCAAAUACGGAAACUAGUAGGUCAGAUGACAGCCAGAAUAGUUUUACCUCAUCAAAUUUAACACCUGGUGGGAAGAAGAAAGCACAGAGAACUACAAAUGCCCAUUUUUACUGGGUUACCAGAGAACCUGGCUCUUUUGAAUGGUUUAAAGGAGUCAUGGAUGAUGUUGCAGAAAUGGAUCAUAAAGGUCAGAUUGAGAUGCACAACUACCUAACUAGUGUUUAUGAAGAGGGUGAUGCAAGGUCGACCCUUAUCACCAUGGUCCAAGCUCUUAACCACGCAAAACAUGGUUUUGACAUCCUCUCUGGCACCCGAGUGAGAACUCACUUCGCAAGACCAAAUUGGAGAGAAGUGUUUACCAAAAUAGCAUCAAAACAUCCGUAUUCGACAGUAGGGGUCUUCUACUGUGGGAUGCCAGUGUUGGCAAAAGAACUGCAUCAGCUAUCGCAUGAGAUGACUCAAAAGACAUCCACCCGUUACGAGUUCCACAAGGAGUAUUUCUGAAACUACACAUUGGCCGUCAGCACCAAGCUGCUAAUUCAUUGUAAUCAUUCAAAUGAUUUAUCAAAAGAUACAUAUCAUAUAAAUAUAUUGUACAAUGGUAGUAAGCUCAAAAAUGUAAAUUCCAUUUUUGUAUACAAGCGAUAUUGAACAAGAAAUAGAUAUAAUAAACCAAAGUGUAAAAAAAAAAAGAAGAAUAACACAUUAUCGAGUUUCAUUUGCUUGAAACUUGGCAUGCUCAUUCGAAUAUGCAAUUUAUUUAGAAACAAUUAAUAUUAAAGAAUUAACAACAUUCUUUGUGGA